AGUCGGUGGAAGGCUUGGGGUGGGUAGAGUAUUGAAAUGGGGAAAGGACGAAAGAGUAGGUGGAGUGAGUGUGGUGGGUGGGACAGCAUUAAAAAGAGGAAUUGGAGUAGAAGAGAUUUCUACAUUUCUUCACGCAUGUGAGGGUGAUGCGGUGACAGAGCUCACUAAUGAGAAAAUACCGUACUUUAAUGCUCCAAUCUAUCUGCAGAACAAGACCCAGAUAGGGAAAGUUGAUGAAAUCUUCGGUCCCAUAAAGGAGUCUUUUUUUUCGAUCAAAAUGUUAGAAGGGAUUGUAGCAACUUCUUAUGUGCCUGGUGUUAAGUUCUACAUUGACCCAAACAAGCUUUUGCCUCUCGCAAGAUUUCUUCCACAACCAAAAGGCCAGUCACAACCUGCUGCA
Messenger RNA from Rubroshorea leprosula, 400 nucleotides. The record is from the annotation of a GenBank genome assembly. NCBI's taxonomy places the organism in Eukaryota, Viridiplantae, Streptophyta, Magnoliopsida, Malvales, Dipterocarpaceae.